Molecule: messenger RNA, 1209 nt
Organism: Owenia fusiformis
Lineage: Eukaryota; Metazoa; Annelida; Polychaeta; Sabellida; Oweniidae
Source: the annotation of a GenBank genome assembly
AUGACAAAAUUUAACUCAGGAGAAUUAAAUGCUCGACAUCUUCUCCCUCUUUAUGUGAAAGAAAUAGACAACCAACCUGAAAAGCGAACGCCGUGUUUUGCCUAUGGUAUGUCGUUCGUGUUUUACCUGCAACAUCAUUUCCGGAGAAAAUACAUGAGUUGCAGAGUUGAAGAAAUUCAAAGAUGUCCUCUUGUGGUGAUGCUGGGGUUAAAGUUGUCAUAAUGCCAGGUAACGGUGCAGCAGCUGAUGUUGAAUAUUGCAAUUUCUAUGCAUGGCUCCGUGAAAAAAUACAUAAAGAAACUUCCGCUCGAUGUAUCUUGAAGAACAUACCUGACCCUUAUAAAGCAAGGGAAAAAAUAUGGAUACCUUUCAUGCAUGAUCAAAUGAAAUGUGAUGAAAAUUCGAUAAUUGUUGGACACAGUAGUGGUGCAGUUGCUGCUAUGAGAUACUGCGAAACAUACAAAGUAAAAGGUGUCAUUUUGGUGUCUGCGUACAUCUCGGACCUUGGAGAACCAAGCGAGGCAGUCAGUGGUUAUUUCUCACGUGAUUGGAACUGGGACGCUAUGAAAGAGAAUUGUAACCUUUGGAUUCAAUUUGCAUCAAAGGAUGACCCACUUGUACCCAUUGCUGAACAGCGUCAAGUAGCCGAGUCACUUGGAACAGAGUUUCAUGAAUUCACUGAUAAAGGACACUUCAUGGAUGAUGAGUUACCUGAAUUGUUUGAAGUUUUAAAAAAACAUGUCUAAAUCUUGGAAUGAGAAUCUUCUUGUUCUUUACAAUUGUCAAACACUUAUAUGUUUCAUUUCCAAUUGACCUUUCAUCUACAUGUAUAGUAUUCUAAAUACAAAAUGGUAUACUUGGAAAUGGAUUUGUGAUAAAAGAUAAUAUUAUUAUUGAAAAGCAAUGCAGCUUGCAUUAUUCAAUAUUACUUCAGACACAUAUCCACUAAAUUCCAUGUGUAUCAUAUAAUGUGUCCUUCUUAAUGAUGUCAAACAUGCAUGUGGAUCACUAUGGCAAUCACAAAAUUCUGUACAUGUAUAUACGAGCCUAUCAUUUGGAAUUACAUGCACAUGUUUUUAAACCACAUGUUAUACAAUGUAGCCUUAGGUUGUAAGAGGUAUAAUCUGACAUCAAACAUAUGUGAAUAUGCUUGACAGGUGAUGGGAUUUGGUAACAUGAGGAGCAAUAAAUAAUAAAAAAUUACCAAAA